Molecule: messenger RNA, 1517 nt
Organism: Eptesicus fuscus (big brown bat)
Lineage: Eukaryota; Metazoa; Chordata; Mammalia; Chiroptera; Vespertilionidae
Gene: ADRB1
Product: adrenoceptor beta 1
Exons: 1
Coding region: 61-1461 (466 amino acids)
Biological process (GO): adenylate cyclase-activating adrenergic receptor signaling pathway; norepinephrine-epinephrine-mediated vasodilation involved in regulation of systemic arterial blood pressure; positive regulation of heart rate by epinephrine-norepinephrine
Cellular component (GO): membrane
Molecular function (GO): beta1-adrenergic receptor activity
Source: RefSeq, a predicted model, not a curated record
UGUUCCCCAAACACGGCCCAGCCCCGCCACACCCCCCGCCCCCGGCCUCCGCAGCUCGGCAUGGGCGCGGGGGCGCUCGCCCUGGGCGCCUCCGAGCCCUGCAACCUGUCAUCGGCCGCGCCUCUCCCCGACGGCGCGGCCACGGCGGCGAGACUGCUGGUGCCCGCGUCGCCGCCCGCGUCGCUGCUGCCCCCGGCCAGCGAGGGCCCCGCGCCGCUGUCGCAGCCGUGGAUGGCCGGCAUGGGCCUGCUGAUGGCGCUCAUCGUGCUGCUCAUCGUGGCGGGCAACGUGCUGGUGAUCGUGGCCAUCGCCAAGACGCCGCGGCUGCAGACGCUCACCAACCUCUUCAUCAUCUCCCUGGCCAGCGCCGACCUGGUCAUGGGGCUGCUGGUGGUGCCCUUCGGGGCCACCAUCGUGGUGUGGGGCCGGUGGGAGUACGGCUCCUUCUUCUGCGAGCUCUGGACCUCGGUGGACGUGCUGUGCGUGACGGCCAGCAUCGAGACCCUGUGCGUCAUCGCCCUGGACCGCUACCUCGCCAUCACCUCGCCCUUCCGCUACCAGAGCUUGCUGACCCGCGCGCGGGCGCGGGCCCUCGUGUGCACCGUGUGGGCCAUCUCGGCCCUGGUGUCCUUCCUGCCCAUCCUCAUGCACUGGUGGCGGGCCGAGGGCGACGAGGCGCGCCGCUGCUACAACGACCCCAAGUGCUGCGACUUCGUCACGAACCGGGCCUACGCCAUCGCCUCGUCCGUGGUCUCCUUCUACGUGCCCCUGUGCAUCAUGGCUUUCGUGUACCUGCGGGUGUUCCGCGAGGCCCAGAAGCAGGUGAAGAAGAUCGACAGCUGCGAGCGCCGCUUCCUCGGCGGCCCCGCGCGGCCGGCCUCGCCCGCCCCCUCCCCGGGAGCCCCGCGCCCCGCCGCCGCCGCCGCCGCCCCGCCGGACCCCGGGCGCACCAGCAAGCGGCGGCCCUCGCGCCUCGUGGCCCUGCGCGAGCAGAAGGCGCUCAAGACGCUGGGCAUCAUCAUGGGCGUGUUCACGCUCUGCUGGCUGCCCUUCUUCCUGGCCAACGUGGUGAAGGCCUUCCAUGCCAACCUGGUGCCCGACAGACUGUUCCUCUUCUUCAACUGGCUGGGCUACGCCAACUCGGCCUUCAACCCCAUCAUCUACUGCCGCAGCCCCGACUUCCGCAAGGCCUUCCAGCACCUGCUGUGCUGCGCGCGCCGGGCCGCCCGCCGGAGCCACGCGGCCCCCCGCGACCGGGCGCGCGCCUCGGGCUGCCUGGCGGUGGCCGGGCCUACGCCGUCCCCGGGGGCCGCCUCCGACGACGAGGACGACGACGUCGGGGCCGGGCCGCCCGGGCGGCUGCUGGAGCCCUGGGCCGGCUGCAACGGCGGGGCGGCGGCGGACAGCGACUCGAGCCUGGACGAGCCGAGCCCCGGCUGCACCUCGGAGUCCAAGGUGUAGGGCCCGGCGCCGCCUCCCCGCCUCCCCGCCGGGACGCGCGGGCUCUGCGCGCCGGG